UCCUCCUCUGAACCUCCAUCAUGUCGGACCCCUGCUCCUUCUCCUCCUUCACCAGCUGCGUGACGCGGCACCUCAACCUGCGGCUGCAGGUGGACUUUACCCGGAGGGUCCUCCGCGGGAAGGUGGCGCUGACGGUGGAGGCUCUGGAGGACAAAUUCAGCAGCUUGACUUUGGACACCAGCGACCUGACCGUCUCCGCGGUGACGGCCAACCAGCAGCCGGCCCGCUUCAGCCUGGGCCCCAAACACAGCUUCAAGGGGGCCCCGCUGGAGAUCCAGCUGCCCUUCAGCCUGUCCAGGGGGCAGCAUGUCAUCGUGGAGGUGACCUAUGAGACGGCCCCAUCGGCGACGGCGCUGCAGUGGCUCACACCUGAGCAGACAGCCGGGAAGAAGCAGCCCUACCUGUUCAGCCAGUGUCAGGCUCAUCACUGCAGGAGUAUGAUCCCCUGUCAGGACAGCCCGUCAAUCAAACACACCUACUACUCUCAGGUGUCUGUCCCCAAGGACCUGGUGGCCGUGAUGAGCGCCGUGAGAGAUGGACAGGAAGUGGAUCCAGAAGACGCCGGUCGAGUCAUCUACAGGUUCAGGCAGCCGGUGUCCAUGCCGUCCUACCUGAUAGCCAUCGUGGUCGGGGCCCUGGAGAGCAGGGAGAUCGGGCCGAGGACCAGGGUCUGGUCCGAGAAGGAGUUCGUGGACAAAGCAGCGUUCGAGUUCUCUGAGACGGAGACGAUGCUGAAGACGGCGGAGGAUCUGGCCGGGCCGUACGUGUGGGGUCAGUACGACAUCCUGGUUCUGCCUCCGUCCUUCCCGUACGGUGGCAUGGAGAACCCGUGCCUCACCUUCGCCACGCCCACCCUGCUGGCCGGAGACAAGUCUCUGUCUAACGUCAUCGCCCACGAGAUCUCCCACAGCUGGACCGGUAACCUGGUGACCAACAAGACCUGGGAGCACUUCUGGUUGAACGAGGGUCACACCGUCUACCUGGAGAGGAUGAUCGGCGGCCGCAUGCACGGCGAGCAGUUCCGGCAGUUCAAGGCCAUGGGCGGCUGGAAGGAGCUGCAGGACUCUGUGAACACCUUCGGAGCCAACAACCCUCUGACCAACCUGGUGCCGCGGCUGCAGGACGUCAACCCCGACGACGCCUUCUCCUCCGUGCCCUACGAGAAGGGCUUCGCGCUGCUGUACCACCUGGAGGAGCUGAUGGGCGGGCCAGACGUGUUCAUGGGCUUCGUGAAGUCUUACAUCCAGAUGUUCGCCUACAGCAGCGUCACCACCGAGGAGUGGAAGAACUACCUGUUCACCUACUUUAAAGACAAGGUGGACGUCCUGAACAAGGUGGACUGGAACGCCUGGAUGUUUACUCCCGGGAUGCCUCCCGUCAAACCCAAGUACGACACCACGAUGGCCGACGCCUGCAUAGCUCUGAGUCAGCGGUGGAUCCAGGCCAAAGACCAGGACCUGAACGGCUUCAAAGAGGCCGACGUGAAGUCUCUGUCCUCCCACCAGAUGAUCGAGUUCCUGUCCCUGCUGCUCCAUGAGGCGGCGCUCCCGCUGACUCACGUGAAGAGGAUGCAGCAGGUCUACCAGCUGAACUCCUGCAUGAACGCCGAGAUCCGCUUCAGGUGGCUGCGGCUGUGCGUGCGGUCCAAGUUGGAGGAGGCGGUUCCCAUGGCGCUGAAGAUGGCGACGGAGCAGGGCAGGAUGAAGUUCACCCGGCCGCUCUUCAGGGAAGUUUUCAACUUUGAGAAGUACCGGGACGAGGCGGUCAAGACCUUCCUGGCCAACCGGGCCGCCAUGCACCCGGUGACCGCCGGGCUGACGGCCAAGGACCUGAAGGUGGACGCCGCCGCCGCUCCCUGAGGCUGGACCGGGAUGAGGGCCCGAGGCCCGAGACCAGGACCGGGUCCAGGCACCAGGACCGAAGUCAGGGCACCAGAACCAGUAUUAAAGUCUUAUUCAGGGUUCUUUUCUAUUUUUAUGCUUUUUAUUGUUUCAGUUGGACGUUUUUCUGUCCGGCAGAAAUAAAGUCUGAGCUGAA
This is a messenger RNA of Cololabis saira (Pacific saury), 2037 nucleotides long. It is a transcript of the gene lta4h, whose product is annotated as leukotriene A4 hydrolase. Lineage: Eukaryota; Metazoa; Chordata; Actinopteri; Beloniformes; Belonidae. Gene Ontology annotation, biological process: leukotriene biosynthetic process; peptide catabolic process; proteolysis. The coding region runs from base 21 to 1859 and encodes 612 amino acids. The transcript is spliced from 19 exons. Gene Ontology annotation, molecular function: aminopeptidase activity; leukotriene-A4 hydrolase activity; epoxide hydrolase activity. Gene Ontology annotation, cellular component: cytosol; nucleus. The record is from RefSeq and is a predicted model, not a curated record.